Molecule: messenger RNA, 2400 nt
Organism: Physella acuta
Lineage: Eukaryota; Metazoa; Mollusca; Gastropoda; Physidae
Source: RefSeq, a predicted model, not a curated record
UUUUCUGUAGCAAGUUAAAGAUGCUGUCACACUCAAUGGAUCUGCUGUUUGGCUUAACGUUUGUGAUACACUUACUGUUGGCUGUAGUUAGUAGGUCGGAUGCUUCAUCGUCCAAUGUAAUGACUACAGAGACAAGUCAGCAAUCGGUGAAUCCACAGAUCGAAGAGAUCGAAAACACAAUGAUCAGCUCGCUCGACGACGAAUCUGCUUUGACUGGUGAGGGGGAAGCGAUCGGAAAAUCUGGGACAAGUAAAAAGAAGAUAACCCUUUACAAAGGUUUAGAUCUCUCGACGUCUGACAAAAAGGUCAUCGUCUCUGUGACAGAGAAUGUGACCCUGACAUGUCGCGCCAUACCAAUUCUGAUCAGGGAAAUGCCAGUUUACAAACUUUUGAGAUUGGAAAUGCACAAAGUUGAUCCAAACACAGCUUCUUCCGCUGUUAUCGCCAGGGUUGAAAGAAAUUCGGUCCCGGUGAUCAACGACAUAGAAAACAGCGAAGAGAUGUUAACAAAGGGACGUAUACACAAAAAGCUACCUGACAGCUACCUGACCAUCCUCUGGCCUGUAGCCGUGGACGAGACACCGGGUAGUUACUUCUGCAAAGGAAUUUUCUACACAGACAAGUCUGAGACGACAACCACUCCCGUGUUUGCAGUUGCCCCGGUAAUCAUUGACACAGAGGACAUUGAUCUGAUAGCAAUCAUCCGUUUGCUCAGAAAACAGAAAAUGCAAGUGAUAGAGAACAGAGAUCGGUUGCAAGAGCUAUUGGAGCGCAAACAGAAACUUAUGGAAUACUUUUCUCGUCUAAAAGACAAAGAGACACUCUAUCGUCACCACUGGCCUAGUGGCAACUUCGCUUUGGUGGAGCCAUCCACCGGAUGUCCACCAAUAUUUCACCAAUCGUGGUCCGUAUCAAAGAUGAUCAUUCCAAGGUAUCGCCUCACAAGCAAGAAGGAUACAAUACCGAAACAUUUCAAAAAAUCAGCCCUAGGAAGUUCAGAUAUUGAAACCAGUUUUUGUCAAAUCGACGGUAGAGGAUUCUGGGACUGGCCAGCUGGAGAUUACUGCAUCAACAAACACAUCUCCGAGUCCCCGUGUCCUAAAGGUUUCCAGGAGGGCAGCAUCCGCCUCAGCAUCAAAAAGUCAAGGUCAGGGUCGCCGGGUGAUGAGCUCGACAAACAACCGUCAUCUAAGUCUGUUUCUUUCUGCUGCAGGAACGACGGUAAUGCCAAUGAGGAAAUAACUUUACCAACCCAGUUUCCAUUUUACAUGUACCAAUACAAGAAGGCAAGCUGUCAGCGUGUGAAGGAUAUGAAAGCUGAGGUCGACGACAUCCACUACCAAGUCAGCCAUAACGGGAAGGAUAAGGCAACAGGCGAAGUACCCCGACACACGCUUAACGGUGUUCACCUGUGGCUAUGCUACUACAGUUAUACUGGACCAACCACCGAUGCCGAGGAACCCCCAGCUACUACACACCAGAAGCCGCAAAAAUUCAAACACCACAGCAAGCCAAAACAUCCAAGCCAAAGCGACUCGAAAAGACCUAUGAUGCGAGCCGCAUUCCUGGAACAUAUGCCAGAGAUUCCGGUUGAAAAUUAUAACAAGACCAGUAAUCUCCUAAACAUAGACACUGCAAGUUUCCAAAAUAAAGAGGCUGAACAUCCACAAAACAAAGAGGCUGAACAUCCACAAAACACAGGGGCCGAGAAUACACAAAACACAGAGACUAAAAGUCCACAUAACACAGUGGCCGAACAGACACAAAACAAAGAGGCUGAACAUACACUAAACAAAGAGGCUGAACAUACACUGAACAAAGAGGCUGAACAUCCACAAAGCAAAGAGGCUGAACAUACACAAAACAAAGAGGCUGAACAUACACUGAACAAAGAGGCUGAACAUCCACAAAGCAAAGAGGCUGAACAUACACAAAACAAAGAGGCUGAACAUACACAAAACAAAGAGGCUGAACAUACACAAAACAAAGAGGCUGAACAUACACAAAACAAAGAGGCUGAACAUACACAAAACAAAGAGGCUGAACAUACAGUGAACAAAGAGGCUGAACAUACACCGAAUACAGGGACCGAACUUCUACAAAACACAAGGACCGAACAUACACAAACCACAGACGCCGAAAAUACACAAUACACAAGGGCCGAACAUACGCAAAACACAAAUACUCAAACUCUCAAAGUCUCAAUGACUUCUGAAUCCCGAGACACCAACGCCUUAAAUCUACAUCAAACCCAACCCCCAAUUAUUAAUAACUAACAGACGAGUAACUCCCAAUUAACGUUAAAUCACAAUACACUACUACGCCCCAUAAGAGAGAGAAAAAAUGUCUUCUAAGACACUAGUUCGACAGAAAUGCGUAUUGCGAUUUAAGAAAAUAAUA